This is a messenger RNA of Equus quagga, 2843 nucleotides long. RefSeq names its product A-kinase anchoring protein 4 (gene AKAP4). Gene Ontology annotation, biological process: intracellular protein localization. Gene Ontology annotation, molecular function: protein kinase A binding. Gene Ontology annotation, cellular component: sperm principal piece; cytoplasm; sperm fibrous sheath. Bases 28 to 2685 code for a protein of 885 amino acids. The transcript is spliced from 5 exons. Lineage: Eukaryota; Metazoa; Chordata; Mammalia; Perissodactyla; Equidae. The record is from RefSeq and is a predicted model, not a curated record.
CCCCAGCAGUUCCUAGCCUAAACCUAUAUGAAACACGAAGACGGGUUUCAGGAAGCCCGCCAGAGAUUCUUAUCCAAACUGAGCCAGUUUCUAGAAACCAUACAUAAGUCUUUCAGAUUUCUUUUCUUUCUCUUUCAGAUGUCUGAUCAUAUUGACUGGUUACACAGCCAUAGGGACGUGUGCAAGGUAGAUCUCUACAGCCAAACGGGACAGCAAGAUCAGAGCCGCCGGAAAGUGAUAUGCUUUGUCGAUGUGUCUACCUUGACAGCAGAAGAUAAAGAUUCCAAGGAUGCUGGUGGUUCCAAUUCAGACGGUGGCUUAAACCUGGAGAAUCUGAAAGAAAAAGAGAUUAUUGUGAUCAAGGAUACUGAAAAGCAAGACCAGUCUAAGACGGAGGGAUCUGUGUGCCUUUUCAAACAAACUCCCUCUGAUCACAUAUGUGUCUUCAACUGUCUUCUCAAUGAUCUCCAGAAGUAUGCUUUGGGUUUCCAACAUGCACUGAGCCCCUCAGCCUCUAGCUGUAAGCAUAAAGUAGGAGAAACAGAGGGUAAAUUCCAUAAAUUACCCUCUGGGAACUGCUACAGAGUCUAUGCUGAUCAGCUGAACAUGGAUUAUGUGACCAACGGACCUCAAAGCCGACAUCUAGAAAUGACAGCAGCCAAAAACACCAACAAUAACCAGAGCCCUUCCACUCCCUCACCCAAAUCUCCUAACACUCAGAGGGCAGUUAUCUCUCCUGGUGGCGAAUGUUCCAUGGACGACCUUUCAUUCUAUAUCAACCGACUAUCUUCUUUGGUAAUCCAGAUGGCCAGUAAAGAAAUCAAGGAGAAGUUGGAACGUAGAAACAAAUGCUUUCAUUAUUCAAUCUAUCCACCUCCUGGGGACAAAGGGAAGAACAGCCCCCACAGUGCUUUGAGCAAGAUCGCUUCUGAAAUGGCCCAUGAUGCUGUAGAAGUGACCUCUGCAGAAAUGCGGGGCACUGGGGAGGACAGCAGAGAUGGCGGGCGGAAAACCUUUAUGUAUAGUGAGUUAUCCAACAAGAGCAAGAGCGGAGACAAACAGAUGUUCCAAAGAGAUAGCAAGGAAUUCGUAGACUCCAUUAGCAAAGGACUCAUGGUUUACGCAAAUCAAGUGGCUUCUGACAUGAUGUUCUCCGUUAUGAAGACCUUGAAAGUGCAUAGCUCUGGGAAGCCGAUCCCAGCCUGUGUGGUGCUGAAGAGAGUGUUGUUAAAACACACCAAGGAAAUUGUGUCCGAUUUGAUUGAUUCCUGCAUGAAGAACCUACAUAACAUCACUGGGGUCCUGAUGACUGACUCAGACUUUGUCUCAGCUGUCAAGAGAAAUCUUUUCAACCACGGGAAACAAAAUGCGGCAGAUAUCAUGGAGGCCAUGCUGAAGCGCCUGGUCGGUGCCCUACUUGGCGAGAAGAAGGAGACUAAAUCACAGAGUGUCUCGUAUGCAUCCUUGAAAGCUGGGUCCCAAGAUCCCAAGUGCAAGAACCAAAGUCUCGAAUUCUCAGCCAUGAAAGCUGAAAUGAAGGGGAAGGACCAGGGCAAAAUGAGACCAGAGCAGUGCAAGUCCUUGACCAGUGCUGAGAAAGUCGGUGAACACAUCCUUAAGGAGAGCCUGACCAUGUGGAAUCAAAAGCAGGGAAACCAAGGCAAGAUGACUGGCAAAGCAUGUGCCAAUAGAGAGGAAAAAAGAGAAAAGAUCAGCCCUUCCACAGAUUCACUCGCGAAGGACUUGAUUGUCUCCGCUCUUAUGCUGAUCCAGUACCAUUUGACCCAGCAGGCCAAGGGCAAAGAUCUAUAUGAAGAAGACUGUCCUGGUUCUUCCACAAGCUACACAGCUCAGAGUGCCCAAUACGAAAAGUGUGGAAGUGGCCAAACUGCCAAGGCUCUUUCAAUGAAACAUCUAGAGUCUCGUGGAGCUCCUGGACCCUCCACCUCUCUAAAGGAGAAUCAACAUGUGAACUGCCAGAAGCUGGAUAUGUCAAACAUUGUUCUGACGCUGAUUCAGAAACUGCUUGGUGAGAGCUCGUUCAACUGUGAUGAUAUAUCUGAAGGUGAGAACAAGCAUUCUGAGCCCAGUACAAACAAAGGAACUUCCAUGUUCAAGAGGCCUGACAGAGGGGAAGAACAAUGCCAGGAGAAUCAAGAACUUGACUUUGCCAGUGGGCUGAAGCAAGUGAACCGGCAAUUUAUAGAUCAACUUGUGGAAUCGGUGAUGAAGCUGUGCCUUAUCAUGGCUAAGUACGGCAACAAUGGGGCAGCCCUUGCUGAGUUGGAAGAACAAGCAGCCUCGGUGAACAACGCCAAUUACCAGGCCAGUGGCUCCAGACGUAGUCAGAGUGGUGUGAUGCCACAGAACUAUCAAGACUCUUCUGGGCCCCAAGUCAUCAUCAAUAAUCAUUGCUCAACAAGUAGCUUGCAGAAGCAGCUCCAGGCGGUCCUUCAGUGGAUUGCGGCCUCCCAAUUUAACAUCCCUACGCUCUACUUCAUGGGAGAUGAUGAUGGACAACUGGAGAAGCUUCCCAAAGUUUCGGCUAAGGCAGCAGAGAAGGGCUACAGCGUGGGAAAUCUUCUUCAGGAGGUCAUGAAGUUUGCCAAGGAACAACAACUGGAUGAAGCCGUGGGAAACGUGGCCAGAAAACAACUGCUAGACUGGCUGCUCACUAACCUGUGAGCUAACAACUCCUUCCACUCCUCUUAAUUUACUACCCCCAGCAGCAUUCCCUCCCAGCCGGAGCACCCCUACCAUGAGGCCAGUGAACUGCGUGCUACACGACUGUGUUUCCCAAUACAUCUGAGCAGUUGGGCUGUGCAAAUACAGGGUGUCCAAUG